Messenger RNA from Gordionus sp. m RMFG-2023, 1352 nucleotides. Its product is annotated as dentin sialophosphoprotein-like. Lineage: Eukaryota; Metazoa; Nematomorpha; Gordioida; Chordodea; Parachordodidae. The transcript is spliced from 5 exons. The record is from RefSeq and is a predicted model, not a curated record. The coding region runs from base 32 to 916 and encodes 294 amino acids.
UUAUGGAAUAUUUGCAAAAUACGAAUUUGAAAUGAAGAUAAAAAACAUAACAACUAUUGAUUAUUCUUGCAAUUAUACUAGUGAGAAUGAUGAUAGUGAUCAAAAUAUGAAUGACUAUCUUAACCAUGUAUGUGAAGCGGAUGAUUCUACGAGUGAAAGUGGUACAAUAUCUGUAGAUAAUGAUAGCCUAUCUCAAUCCAGUAUUUCAGAUCAAAAUUCAGAAAAUAAUUUUGUUAUGAAUUUGAAUGUCAAUGGAAUUCCUCUUAGCAUUAAUAACACAUAUGACAUUGAUAGCACAGAUUCCACUUCAGAUGACAAUAGCUCUAUAUUAAAUUCCAAUCACUCACACAUUAAUUCUCUAAAUUCAGUUCUUUCAAAUGUAUCCCAUAGGUCAAGUAUAUCUACAUCAUCAGAAGAUGACACCUCAUCAUUUGGUACAGAAGACUUAGACCUAAAUAAUUCUGAUUCAGAUAACAAUCAAACAAAUGAAACCAAUAACCUUUCAAGUGAUACUGAAAGUGAUAACUCGAUAGAAGAUGAAGCAACUGAUAGUUCAAAUGAUGCUAACUACUUAAAUCAUAUUGGGGAAGAAUCCAAUGAUGAAUCUGAAAUGGAUGAUUUAGAUAAUUUAGUUGACAACAGCAACAGUCUUCAAGAACCAUUACCCUGUUUAGACAAAAUAUAUUCAAAAAAUACGCCAAACGACGCUAACGACACAUCGCAGAGCGUAUCUUGCAGUGUUUGCUUAGACGAUCACACUCAAAUUCUGCGACAAAAAGACAACUCCAUGAUGGCCACCGUUUGCGGCCAUAUUUUUUGCCAAAAUUGUAUACUAACUUCUUUUGCUAUAUCCAAAAAAUGUCCCAUGUGCAGAAAAACACUCAAAAGACAUCAAAUUCAUCAUUUGCACUUAUAAAUUAAUCAUUUUUUAAAAAAAUACACACGAUUUAUUGAUCAAAAUUAACUACAGUUAAUGCAAAUAUUAUAUCUUCAAGAAAGGAAAAGAUUUUAGUCCAAAGUUAGAAAAAAAUUAAUAUUUAUAUUUGCCUAAAAUUCCCUCCAUCUCUCCCUCCCCCUAUAAAUCUUCAUAACUCUUUAAAGCACUCGCUUUUAAAAUCCAAAUAUCUCAUUGGAUUUUUUAUUUAUUUUAUGAUGCAAUUUAAUAUUGACAUAAAAAAAUUGUUUCUAUCCAUGCAUUUAAGGAUUCCCUACCUUUAAUAGUUUUAAUUUCUUACUAAUAUAUUAACUAAAUUUUUAUAAAAGGAUUAAGUUUGAAGUAUUAUUUUGAAAAAAUUUGAAAUCCAAAUUUAAGUCUUUACAAAUCAAAUAGCAUAUUUUAUAUUUUACUAUUU